UAUCGCUUUGCGAAGUUAUAAACAGACUUUGUUUAUCUUGCAGGCUGUUUUGUCGAAAUGCACCGUGACUAGUUAACCUGUGCUUUCUUCUUCCCCCACUCUUUAGUUGUCUUGCUCUUCCUAGCCGUGAACGCUGAGAAGAGUGCUAAACUCUUGCAUUUUCUCCUUAACUCAACAUUUCUGAACUAUUUGCAGUUAAUUUUCAUAAUUUUUGUUCUCCCAGCUGAGACCCUGCAGCAAAAAAGAGUCAGGAGGACUUCAGCUUCCCCCCUGCGUUAGGUGUCAUUUGUCAGAAGACUGGUACAGCACAAACAUUCUGCAGACGUCUGGCUUGCAGUUUUUUGGGGGGGAUUUGUUGCAGCUCGGUAGGAGGAGCACUUCGCGAGGAUUUUUAAAUCGAACACUUGGAGAGCGCCAUGGCGACCGAAGUGGAUACGCGGUCCACCGCUCCGCAAGCCGACGGGACGCUCUUGUUAGAUGACAACCUGGCUGAGGCUAACCAUCCCUACAGUGACGACGACGAUGUGCUGAACGAGGCAGAGGUGAACGGGAACUGGACGCCCCAGGAAAAAGCGCUCCAUGAGGCGCGGCUCAAAGCCAAAGCCAAGCGCCGCCUGCGCAAGUCCUCAUCCCGCAACUCAGCCAGUGAGUCCCUUUCUGAGUCGGGAGAGGUGGCAGGAAGUGACCCACACAGCCCAAAGGGCAAAGUCAACACCAAUGACCGCAAAUCCAGAACGGGCAAGGGCAGGGGCCUUCCAAAAAAAGGCGGGGCAGGGGGGAAAGGAGUCUGGGGGGCUGCUGGGAUGGUUUAUGAAGAUGAAGAGCCUGAUGCACGGGACCCCAACUAUGAUGAAUCUUCCCAGGGGGACACGGUUUAUGAAACGGUUGUGCCAGAGGUGGAUGAGGGAGAGCUGGAAAAAAUGGUCAACCCAAUUGUACGGGAGUACUUUGAACAUGGAGACACAAAAGAGGUCCAGCUCUUGCUGAAGGGGCUCAACCUGGGCCCCCAUAAGUACGAGUUCUCCUCCCUGGCCGUGUCCCUGUCUCUGGAAGGCAAGGCCAGUCACAGAGAGCUGACCUCCCGCCUGCUCUCCGACCUGUCAGGCAAGCUGCUGUCGCAAAGUGACAUGGCCCGCGCCUUUGACAAGAUGCUCAAAGAGCUCCCAGACCUCAUCCUGGACACACCGGAGGCGCCACAGAUGUUAGGCCAGUUUAUAGCCAGAGCCAUAGCGGACCAUGUUCUUCCCAUGUCGUUCCUGGACUGUUACAAGGGCAAAGUGGACUGUGAGCAUUCCAGAGUGGCUUUAGACCGUGCUGCUGUGCUGCUGAAAAUGAAGACGAAGAUGGUUCGUCUAGAUAAUGUGUGGGGGGUGGGUGGAGGCCUGAGACCUGUCAAGCAUCUUGUCAAAGAGAUGAACCUUCUGCUGAAGGAGUACCUGAUAUCAGGAGAUGUGAAUGAGGCUGAGCACUGUCUGCGGGACCUGGAGGUCCCCCACUUCCACCAUGAGCUGGUCUAUGAGGCUGUAGUGAUGGUGCUGGAGUCGAAAGGGGACACUGCCAGUCAUAUCAUGAUCAAGUUGCUCCAGUCUUUCUGGAAAACAGGCCUCAUCACCGUGGAUCAGAUGAACAGGGGUUUCCAGCGUGUCUACGAUGAACUCCCUGAAAUCAGCCUCGAUGUGCCACAUGCCCACUCGAUCAUGGAGACCUUUGUGGACCUCUGCUACCAGGAGUCUGUCAUCACCAAACAGCUGAGGGAUGCCUGUCCCUCCAGAGGGCGAAAGCGUUUUGUAAGUGAAGGAGAUGGAGGAGUGAUCAAGAACUGAGGAGGAGGAGGAGGAGGAGGAGGAGGAGUGUCUACAGGUUCUUACACCCUGUUUCUACUCCGGCAUGUUUUCCUGAAACCAGGCAUGCUGGCAGCCUAAGGUUUCCCUGUUCCUCUCCUGAUAAUGUUGUCAUUACACAAAACAGUGUUGACGUUCAGUGAAAGUAGACUGAUGAGUGACCAGGGCAUUCUGUCCUCUUCAUCUGGUUAAUCACAGUUUUUGAUUUUUUUUUUUUUUUUUUUUUUUUAAGAAUAUUCUUUAUUUCUGGGGUUGGCGUGCCCCUCUUGCCUCAGUUUUUGUACCUGCUAGUCAAGAAUAAAGCAAACCAGAGCUGCAGAGGAAAGACAGGUGCAAUGGUUGGGUUUUAUGGCAGUUUUGUUUCUUGCUUUGCUUCACCUGUCGCCAUUACUCAUUUUUUUAAUGUUAUGUGUUAUAAAGAGAAACAAAAACCCUUAAAAGAGAGCGUUCUGUAAUGUCACCAACAAAUUGAGCUCAAUAACAAUGAUCUAAAACUUUGGUUUUGACAACAAUGAUCAGAAAUUAUUUCAAGGAUAUUGUGUUUUGCACCUCCAGGUUCAAGUGGUUCUGUUGGUCUUUUAUGAGCAGUGGUUCCGGUUCUUUUUUUAUUUUGUUUUGUUUCUUUUUAAUCUUUUUUUUUUGUGGCCAAAUGUUCACUUUGUAAAGCACAGCAGUCAAAGCAAGAUGUGUUCGGGUACUGUUUGGGUGUUUGCUUGAAACUUGCAUUAGGGCAAAAUACUUUGAACGCCCUUUCUGAACACGAGAAUAAAUUGGGGUUGUGUAAAAAAAUAAUUAAACGAGCAAUAUUUUGAGCAUUCUGACUUUGCUUGCAUUUAAAUGAUUCUACAGCCAUAUGCAGCGAUGGAUUCUGGACAGGUAACGCUAAAAUAAAAAGCUUUCAGCAGAGAGCAGAAUUGAUUAGGACAUCUUUAAACUUGAAAGAUGUCCUGUUCUUUUUUUUUUUUUUUCUGGGAAGAUAUAUUAAGCAUAUUCACAUUUUUCUCCACUGUAACAGUUUUACCUGUUGACUAAAGAUGAAGAUGUGAGUAAGAAAUUUAUCUCACUCAUUAAAAGAGGCAACAAAA
This is a messenger RNA of Monopterus albus (swamp eel), 2926 nucleotides long. RefSeq names its product programmed cell death 4a (gene pdcd4a). Bases 417 to 1823 code for a protein of 468 amino acids. The transcript has 11 exons. Gene Ontology annotation, biological process: negative regulation of DNA-templated transcription. The record is from RefSeq and is a predicted model, not a curated record. Gene Ontology annotation, cellular component: nucleus; cytosol. NCBI's taxonomy places the organism in Eukaryota, Metazoa, Chordata, Actinopteri, Synbranchiformes, Synbranchidae.